Molecule: messenger RNA, 3118 nt
Organism: Cheilinus undulatus (humphead wrasse)
Lineage: Eukaryota; Metazoa; Chordata; Actinopteri; Labriformes; Labridae
Product: ubiquitin carboxyl-terminal hydrolase 42-like
Exons: 15
Coding region: 434-2788 (784 amino acids)
Biological process (GO): protein deubiquitination; regulation of apoptotic process
Cellular component (GO): cytosol; nucleus
Molecular function (GO): cysteine-type endopeptidase activity; cysteine-type deubiquitinase activity
Source: RefSeq, a predicted model, not a curated record
CCGGGUCUCGGUCCUGUCGGAGAGCAGCGCAGUGAGCACACAGCCUCUCCUUUAUAUGCUAGCCAGACGCCCCGUUACUCGGGUCAGUGCAUUUAAAUCACAUUAUCUUUGAAUCAGAAACACCAAGCUGCUAUUCGGCGUGAACAAUAAAGAGUCACGAUGCUCUCUGCCAUGUCAGUUAGCGUCCACCGGGCUGAGCUAGUUAGCGUUAGCAUCUCUUUUGCGCACGGCACGAGCUCCGCCAAACGGAAUGAAAGCCUCGUUCUAGAGCGUUCCAUGGAGACCGUGACCUCACUAAGAAGUUCCAGACCUCAGUCUAUAAAGUGGCAUGUUAUUAAGAGGAUGUUCGCUCCACACUUCAAUUCCCACAAGAGCAGACCAAGAUUUUACUGUGAGCCUGAAAAGAGCAAACCAAGAUUUUACUCUUUGAACAAUGACCAUAGUUAACAGGUCACCAGAGAAGUCUGACCACGAGUCAGCCGGGUGUCAGCGGUCUCCCUUGACCAGUGGAGACAUGGAAAUGGAUGGUAGCUUGGCAGUGGGUCCCACCAUACCCAGUGACUCUCCGGGGUUGAAGGCUCCAGGAAGCUCCCUGGGCCCGACACCCGGACCUGCUGUCUACAAUAACACGCCCUCUUCUGUGGGACGGCCCGAGGAGCAAGUGCUGAGCUGUGAUGAUGGCCUUGACCUGCCCCAGAUGGUCCUCUUCCCUGCAGAGCGGCUCCACCUGAAGUGGACACAAGUUCACCCCAUCGGCGCAGGCUUGCAAAAUAUGGGGAACACCUGCUUCCUAAACUCAGCCCUGCAGUGUCUCACUUACACUGCUCCACUUGCAAACUACCUGCUGACACAGGAGCACUCCAACACAUGUCACGAGCCAGGGUUCUGUAUGAUGUGCACCAUGCAAAACCACAUCACUGAAGUUUUUGCAAACUCUGGAGAUGUUAUAAAGCCCACUGGUGUGCUCAACAAACUCACAAACAUUGCAAGUCACUUCCGCCGUGGGCGCCAGGAGGAUGCACACGAGUUCCUGCGGUACACAGUGGAUGCUAUGCAAAGGUCCUGCUUACCUGGAGACUAUUUGGACAGGCAAACGCAGGCAACCACUUUCAUCCAUCAGGUAUUUGGCGGGCAACUGAGGUCUAGAGUUGAAUGUUUAAACUGCAAAGCAGUCUCGGACACAUUUGACCCUUUUCUGGACAUACCUCUGGACAUUAUGACGGCUCGCAGUGUCUCCCAGGCUCUGGAACAGUUCGUCACACCAGAACAGCUGGGUGGAGAUGACUCCUACAAAUGCGCCAAGUGCACAAAAAUGGUCACAGCCUCAAAGAGACUUACCAUCCAUCGCAGCUCCAACGUGCUCACACUCUGUCUCAAUCGCUUUGCAAACUUCAAUGGAGGCAAAAUCACAAAGGGUGUGAAAUAUCCCGAGUACUUGGACCUGCGGCCCUUCAUGUCUCAGUCUCAGGGGGAGCCUCUGCUCUACGAGCUGUAUGCUGUGCUGGUCCACUCUGGAUUCAGCUGUGAUUCUGGACACUACUAUUGCUAUAUUAAGGCCAGCAACGAUCAGUGGUAUAGGAUGAACGACUCGACUGUGUCUGUCAGGGACAUCAAGUUUGUUCUCAACAAGCAGGCCUAUGUCCUUUUCUACGUCAAAUCCACUGAUGUAAAGAAAAAUGGGGACUACGGCCUGAGUUCUUCCUCCUCAUCUGUCUCCCACUCGAUCAGUAGACCCACAGUGAUACCUGAUCAAGACAAAGUCCGGAAGAUUUCAUUCGUCUUCGGGCUAGGCAAACAGAACGGCCCAUCCUUGUCAUCCUCUGACAGCCAGCCAUCCUCUGCCAACAGCAGUAAUGGGGAGCAUCAUACUGGAGGGAAUGGAGCCUCAUUUUUGGUGCCAUAUGGCCUCGAGUCUUCAGAGGAAUCGGACCAGGAGAACUAUGGCUCCCAGGAAUAUGGCCUAGAGUCGUCAGAGGAAUCAGACCAGGGGUACUGUAGCUCCCUGGAAUAUGGCCUCGAGUCUUCAGAGGAGUCGGACCAGGAGAACUGGGGCUCCCUGGAAAAUGGCCUAGAGUCUUCAGAGGAGUCGGACCAGGAGAACUGGGGCUCCCUGGAAAAUGGCCUAGAGUCUUCAGAGGAGUCGGACCAGGAGAACUGGGGCUCCCUGGAAAAUGGCUGUUCUAAUAAUUGUCCUACAGGCACAAACGGAGAGUCAGGAGUUCACCAUAAUGGGACUGGAUUGAAUGGAGCCACUGAUGGUGUCACCAAAUCUGGUCAAAGUGAGCACCAGUACGGAGACCACAAAGUGAAUGAACACCAUGGGCUCCAUGUGACUCCCGCUGCAGCUAAUGGGCUUGACAGUGACCACAGUCACUUCAGUAAAGAGGCGCAUAACUCUGCCUCUCAGGCUAGUUCUUCUCAGAACAGCCACAGCGCAAAAUCCAACGUCUCUCCCCCUAAAGCUCAUUUCUCCUCGUUUGAAUCCGCUCAAAACAAGGCGGAUCGUACUCGCAAGAGGAGCCGGAGCAAGGAAAGGGAAGGCAGCCCUGAGGCGCAUCGCUCUAAAAACCCCAAAAAGAGCGAGGAAAAGAAGAAAUCAAAAGAUAAAGACAGACACCGUGAGAGAGAAAGCUCCGGUGAUUCUGACAGAGCCGCAGAAACAAAAAAGAAAAAGAGGCGGCAGUGGGACAGCGAGGUGGAGCACCACAGCCCUCUCAGUCACAAGAACAGGAGCAGCGAGGAGAGGGAGAGCCGUAAAAGAAAAUAUGAUGAUAUCAAGAACUCUUAACAUGACAAUUAUCCACCUGAAAAACGCCGACACAUUGACCGCGCAGGCAACAGUGGUUAUCAUCAUCUCCCCUUCAACUACGCCUCUCCCACAAAUGUCACCUCCAUCUCAGCGGGUUCACAGGAAAUGGCUACAGCCCAACCAACGGGGACUCCCACCCGCUUCUCUGGUGGAUCCAAGCUCUGUACAAGCAGACUGCACUGGCAACAAUGGUAAAUAUCAGCUGUUUGUAGACCCGUGACCACCAUCCCAUCAACACCGGAGGAAUGUCAUCAACAACCUUUUGAGCUGGUGUUCCUUAAAUGGGACCCAAAAAAAGAAAAAUUGUAA